AUGCUCGAAGAAUUAGGCCGAGCAUUACCAAGGUUUCCGAGUGAUGAGCAAAAGCUGCCGGUCGCAAGAGCAUCGGCAGAAGCUCUCGUGGCAAUGUACACAGAGAUCAUCAUUUUGUGCGCUCAUUCUAUUGCUCUCUUUCGAAAUAAUCUGAGCAUGGCGACUUUCCAAAAAGUCUGGUCUAGUUUUAGCAAAGAAUUCCCUCAAGUCAUUGUGAAAAUUCGAGACUACUCAAAGGUUGUCGAUCAAACAGCCAACAUGAUAUCUCUUUCCAGAGAGACUCAAUCAGUGGACACGAUCAGCGCAAUGAGUGUCCUGAAGGAUUUCCCACCAAAGAAAAUGAAUAUUCCGUGUUAUAUGAUACCAUACGGUCUCAAUAAUAGUUUCUUUGGAAGACAGAUGGAAACUGACAUGCUGAAUAGCAUGCUUGACCCUGAUGAAAGCAACAAACGCUUGAAAGUCGCCUCAAUCUACGGAACAGGGGGUGUAGGGAAAACACAACUUGCCUUACACUAUGUCAACACUUCGAUGGACCUAUUUGAUGCGAUUCUUUGGAUUCCAUCAGAAACACAAACGCAAUUCACACAGGCAUUGACGAAUUUCGCUUCCAAGCUUGGCAUCUCAAGUGUUGGUAAUGCCGAGGAUGAAAAUCAAUUGAUCCAAAAAUUGAGAAACUGGCUGAAUGAUUCUGGAACAAUUUUGGCCAGCAAGAACCAACGGGUCCGUGAUUAUAACUUGCCGCUCUCAUUCAGUUGCAAGAAAACAUACGGUUGA
This is a messenger RNA of Penicillium vulpinum, 774 nucleotides long. RefSeq names its product Tetratricopeptide-like helical. Gene Ontology annotation, molecular function: ADP binding. Lineage: Eukaryota; Fungi; Ascomycota; Eurotiomycetes; Eurotiales; Aspergillaceae. The coding region runs from base 1 to 774 and encodes 257 amino acids. The record is from RefSeq and is a predicted model, not a curated record. The transcript has 2 exons.